Messenger RNA from Centropristis striata (black sea bass), 3522 nucleotides. RefSeq names its product holocarboxylase synthetase (biotin-(proprionyl-CoA-carboxylase (ATP-hydrolysing)) ligase) (gene hlcs). The transcript is spliced from 11 exons. Gene Ontology annotation, molecular function: biotin--[biotin carboxyl-carrier protein] ligase activity. Gene Ontology annotation, biological process: protein modification process. The record is from RefSeq and is a predicted model, not a curated record. Gene Ontology annotation, cellular component: cytoplasm. Lineage: Eukaryota; Metazoa; Chordata; Actinopteri; Perciformes; Serranidae. Bases 192 to 2993 code for a protein of 933 amino acids.
UUCUUCUUACUCCCGCAUAGGUGGCGGAAAUGCGCCAUAACGUUUGUUACAACUACAGCCAUUUAACUGAAAGAGGAAAAGUGGAAGGCAGCAGUUAGCUUGACAGCUAAGUUGGACAGCAAUGGAUCCUCUGCUGUGAACAAGGUCAAUGUACAUGGAGAGAAGAACGGUCACCAUGGCGCAUUUGGUGUAUGCUGGUUAACAUGUUAAUAACGCUGUGCUACGUCUAUCUGUGGGUGCGCUUUCACAAGUGCUACUCUGUGCUGAUUCGCAACAGCCUGACCAGACUGAACAGCAGCAGCUUCAGCUUCACAGUGUGCUCCAGCUCGGCCUCAGCACCAGACACAGCACCGCCGAGUCCGGCUGGACGCCACGGAGCCGCCCGCCGGCAGCCCGGUCCGCCUCCAGUCGAGGACAACGUCUUCCUCCAGCUGGGAGACAAGGCUGUCUAUGUGACCGAGCCUCAGGCAUGUGAUGACCUCAGCAAAUGGACCGUGCUGUUGGGGUCCUCUCUGGUUUGUGGUCCACGAAUAGAGAAUAUUUCAUUCAUCAUAGAAGCUGCAGGACACAGAGUGGGCUACCAUUCUCCUCACACAUCGAAUAAGAAAGUGCUGAAGUGGUCUGACUACUGUCUUCCUCUGGCCUGUAGCCCUGGCCAGCCAUUCAGGGCCGUAGCUCAGGCCAGUGUAGAUAACUUCAGUCGGCUCGGGGUGGCUUUUAUCGAAGAUCGUCUUCAGCUGGACAAUGGACUUAUGCCUUCAAAGAUAAUCCCUGUCCUCCUCAAAGAAUCCACUCUCAGUGAGCUGUUGGAGAAGCAGUGUCCACAGAGCCCAAAGACUGAGACAUCACAAUGUCUCUGCAGCACCCAGACUGGAGAGGGUGCUGCUGAGCCUUCGCGCUGUCACCUGUCAGUUGACCAGCAGCAUCUCCAGUGCCGUAAAGGCAGCCUCUUCCUCAGCCCGGACGUAAAGAGGAGGUUAGAGGAGCGAAGAGGGUCCGAGCCGCUCCGCAGCACCAGGGAUCUGGGGCCGGCGUGUGACUCGGAGGACCUCUCCUUGGGGAAUCAUCACCACAUGGAGGACCACAGACACCACCUCCAUCUGUCCAGCUGCCACGAAUGUUUGGAGCUGGAGAACAGCACCAUCCUCUCCGUCAAGUAUGCCUCAGCUGAGAACAUUCCAGACCUCCCCGAUGAUAACUUAGUAGGGCUUGAUAGUGAAGAUGAGACUCUGGAUGAUGUUGAGCAUGAUGCCAAAGGAUCUUCAGGGCAAUUUGACUGUAGUAGCAAACCGCCAAAUAUCCUGCUGUACACUGGUGGUUGCGAUGAGCGUUUCCAGGCGGUUCGUCAGCUUUUAUCAGAGUGUAUAAGCAUGGAAAACAACAUCAUGUAUCCCCUCCUGCCACAGCAGGCACUGAGUGACCCCUGGCUGGACAACACCAGGCUCCUUGUUCUUGCAGAGAAGGAAACCCUGUCCCCAGAACUUCAGACCCGUUUUCUCACAUACCUGAGCCAGGGUGGCAGGGUCCUGGGACUAGCCUCCAGCCUGUGUCCUGCAGGCCUCUGUCUAGAAGGCAGGGAGAGGCGGCAGGGACUGGUCAGCAGGCUGAGCUUCACCAGGGAGGACAGCACAGAGCUGGAACUGAGCGUGUUGGCCAGUGGGAAGGUCUACAUCAGGGAUUCUCAGGGAGGAGGGGAAGUGGAGCUCUGGGGGGAGCUAAAAGGGGACGUCCCUCAUCAGAGGGACAUGGUUGUAGUCAGGGUAACCCAUGGAGGUGACGGUGGGGAAGCUGUCCUCUGUCAGGUCCAUCUGGAAAUUGCUCCUGACUCUCAGAACUUGACGUCUGAAGGUUUUGAUGAACUGAAGGUCAGCAACGCACUGCGUUAUGAAGUCCUGACAGAGAUCCUCACCUCUCUGGGCGUCAGCUGUGAGCUAAACCAGACUCCAGCCCCAAGCCCAGUCCACCUGUUGGCCACCUCUCAGGAGGCCAAAGCCAGCUUCCUGAAGUGGCUGCAGACACGUGCAGAUCAGAACGCUCUCCUCACAUUGCCCAAGGCCUCCUUCAAGAUGGUGUCCUGUUCUGAGCUGCAGGACAGUCCUCCGCUGCCGGAGGGAUCUCUGGCCCUGGUCACCAACUCUUCAGAGUCCCAGAGCUGGCCGCAGUUCAGUAUGGAGACCUACAGCAAGAACCUGAAGAGCAGCCUGCUGGGGCACACCCUGCUGUAUGCCGAGGUCGUCACGUCUACCAUGGACCUGUUACAAGGGCUGACUCUGCACUUGCCAAAGGAUGUGGGUUUAAUAUCGGUAGCUGCUCGACAGAACCAGGGCAGAGGUCGGGGCAGGAACGCCUGGCUCAGCCCUCUGGGUUGUGCCAUGUUCACUCUGACGGUCCAGGUGGAGCUUAGCUCCAGACUGGGACAGAGGAUUCCCUUCCUGCAGCAUCUGGCUUCUCUGGCUGUGGUGGAGGCUGUUCGCACACUUCCUGGAUACCAGGACAUAGACCUGAGGGUGAAGUGGCCCAAUGACAUCUAUUACAGUAACCUGAUGAAGCUCGGGGGAGUCCUGGUGACUUCCACUGUAUUAGGAUCAACCUUUCAUCUGCUCAUAGGCUGUGGCUUCAAUGUGACAAACAGCAACCCAACAGUGUGUAUCAACGACCUGAUCCAGCAGUACAACAUCCAGCACAACUGCUGCCUGCAGCCGCUCAGCUGCGCCCAGCUCAUCGCCCGGACCGUCAGCUGCCUGGAGGACCUCAUCAGCAGCUUCCAGCAGGGGGGCCCCGACGCCAUCCUGCCCACCUACUACAAGAGAUGGCUUCACAGCGGGACUCGGGUGCAUCUCUGGAGCGAGGACGGAGUGCAGGCUGAGGUGGUGGGUCUGGACCAAAACGGCUUCCUCCAAGUGCAUAACAAGGAGCAGGGCUUGGUGUCAGUGGAGCCUGAUGGGAACUCCUUCGACAUGCUGAAGAACCUGGUGGUCAUCAAGCAGCAUUAGGACCAAAACACAGAAUCAUCUUGUUCAACAGACUGAAGCAAUAAGUGAGCUGUUCAGUCUGACAGAAAACUUUAUGUAACUAUAUAUAUGUGUGUGUGUGUGUGUGUGUGUGUAUCUGGCUUUUCUAAUGGAUUCAUAUAUCACUUAAUCUACACCUGGUUUACAGUGGGAGGAUUGGUUAGCUCCUUUUGUUCACCUGAUAUACAAAAUAAAAGUAGAUGGGGUAAUUUGUUGAAAGACAUACAGUGCUGGUAACAGGGUUUAAAGGCAGCUAGAAAUAUCUGCAUCAGAGAUGUAUCGAUAGCACAUUCAUGGGUUUGAUUAUGACCUGCUGAUUGGGGACCACCAGUUCAAACCAUUAUCUCACCACUUGUACUUCUUUUUGGGAGCAAUACAUCUUGUACACCUCAUUUGAACAGCUAACCCCAUUUUACUGUUACAUAACAGGAGUAAUCAUUGCAGCUUUUGCUCUUGCUAAUUUCAUUAAAAUAAAUAUUUCCACAGAAAUGUGUUGUUUGUCUUUCAGUAA